AAAUAAUAAUAGUGGGGGGAGUGAAAGAAUUUCGAUAAACUCAUGAUUGAGUUUAAGAGUUAACUUUGGUUUUCUCUUUAAGAAGCCACAAGUGUGAGUGCUCUUUGGCUGUCUUUGACAUACUCUGUUUAUCAUUAUGGCAUAUUUAGGGUCAAGAAAACUUUGUAUUCAAGUCGAAAAAUUGUGUUUAGAAUUAAAAAAUAUUGUUAAAGUUCAACCUGUUAGUGUUAAAAGUGUUGGAAUUAAUCAUGGUUUUUGCCGCCCAAUUUCUACUCUCGUCCCCAGACACAAUCAAAUCGGUGAUAUUCAAAAUGGAAACUGUGCCAUAAAAAAUUCACGAUUAUUGAGUUCAAUGCUGCCAAAUCAGCCUGGUUCAUUACUCAAAGAAAAUAUUGAUCCAUACAAGCUGCUUGAAGCUGAUUUAAAAGAUAUUUAUAGUGAUAUUCGACAAAAGCUCAUAAAAAGCACCAAUAUUGAAGAGCUUCAGACAAUUGCAACAUAUUACUUUGAUGGACAAGGAAAGGCACUGCGUCCUAUGAUUGCUGUCCUUAUGGCACGAGCAAGCAAUUAUCACGAACACAAAGAUCAACUUUUGGCUUCUCAACGACAAGUAGCUAUGAUUUCUGAGAUGAUUCAUAGUGCUUCAUUGAUCCAUGAUGACGUUAUAGAUCAAUCCAACUUUCGUCGUGGAAAACCUUCUGUAAAUGUUCUUUGGAGCCAGAAAAAAGUAACAAUGGCAGGAGAUUUCAUUCUCGCAGUAGCUUCAAUGAUGAUUGCACAAUUAAAAAAUGACAACGUUACGAUAACGCUGAGUAAGGUCAUUACCGAUCUAGUGCAAGGAGAGUUCAUGCAGCUUGGAUCAAGAGAAACUGAAAAUGAAAGAUUUGCUCAUUAUCUCACGAAAACAUACAGAAAAACAGCAAGUCUUAUUGCCAAUACAGCAAAAGCUGUUGCGAUGCUUAGUGGUGCUGAUGACAGAGUAGCAGAAGUAGCAUUCCAGUAUGGCCGAAAUAUCGGUUUGGCUUUUCAAUUAGUCGAUGACCUUCUCGAUUUUGUUUCUUCUUCAGAAACAAUGGGAAAACCAGCUGCAGCAGAUUUAAAACUUGGCUUGGCUACAGCACCUGUUCUUUUUGCUUGUGAAAAAUAUCCUGAACUGGAUCCAAUGAUACUUCGUCGUUUUCAAGAACCAGGUGAUGUCGAGAGAGCUUUUAAAUUGGUGCAUGAUUCAGAGGGAUUAAAUCAAACAAAGUUUCUUGCAAAAAAGCACUGCAAUGAAGCAAUUAGUCUAGCUCAAUCACUUGCUGCUAGUCCAUAUCAAGAAGGACUUAUUGUUGUUGGUGAUUUAGUUCUUAAUCGGAUAAAAUAACUGAUACAUAUAUUAUGUUUUUAUUAAAUUAUAUAUUUUUUAUUAUAGAAUAGUU
Molecule: messenger RNA, 1421 nt
Organism: Aphidius gifuensis
Lineage: Eukaryota; Metazoa; Arthropoda; Insecta; Hymenoptera; Braconidae
Product: all trans-polyprenyl-diphosphate synthase PDSS1-like
Exons: 8
Coding region: 137-1366 (409 amino acids)
Biological process (GO): ubiquinone biosynthetic process; isoprenoid biosynthetic process
Cellular component (GO): transferase complex; mitochondrion
Molecular function (GO): prenyltransferase activity
Source: RefSeq, a predicted model, not a curated record